This is a messenger RNA of Myotis davidii, 656 nucleotides long. It is a transcript of the gene YPEL1, whose product is annotated as yippee like 1. The record is from RefSeq and is a predicted model, not a curated record. Bases 234 to 593 code for a protein of 119 amino acids. The transcript has 4 exons. NCBI's taxonomy places the organism in Eukaryota, Metazoa, Chordata, Mammalia, Chiroptera, Vespertilionidae.
CACUCCCCAUUCUUCGGAAUGCACGCAUCCUACACACACCUUGUUGAUGAAUUUCGUUCUCCGUAACGCAUUGUUUGUCCUGACUUAUUGCCAGGUCGGGACGUUUUCCUCUGGCCCCAGCUGUGUGGACAGGGCCACACGCCCCCUGACCCACCACGGCUCUUGCCUGCAUAUUCCAGUGCUGCUUCUGUGAGAGCGCCGGCCCCGCGCUGAGCCAGGACUGCCCCGCAGACAUGGUGAAGAUGACCAAGUCCAAAACCUUCCAAGCUUACCUGCCAAACUGCCACCGCACGUACAGCUGUGUCCACUGCAGAGCCCACCUGGCCAAUCACGACGAGCUCAUCUCCAAGUCCUUUCAGGGAAGCCAGGGGCGCGCCUACCUCUUCAAUUCUGUGGUGAACGUGGGCUGCGGCCCGGCCGAGGAGAGGGUCCUUCUCACCGGCCUGCACGCCGUCGCAGACAUCUACUGUGAGAACUGCAAAACCACGCUCGGGUGGAAAUACGAACACGCCUUUGAAAGCAGUCAGAAAUAUAAGGAAGGGAAAUUCAUCAUUGAGCUUGCCCACAUGAUCAAAGACAAUGGCUGGGAGUAAAGCGAAGGCUUCCUGUUCUCUUCCGAAUCCUGUUUGGCGAGAGACUGUAUUGGAAUGGAAACA